Messenger RNA from Argentina anserina (silverweed cinquefoil), 5950 nucleotides. Its product is annotated as THO complex subunit 2. The transcript has 32 exons. Gene Ontology annotation, molecular function: mRNA binding. The record is from RefSeq and is a predicted model, not a curated record. Gene Ontology annotation, biological process: mRNA export from nucleus; mRNA processing. The coding region runs from base 148 to 5712 and encodes 1854 amino acids. Lineage: Eukaryota; Viridiplantae; Streptophyta; Magnoliopsida; Rosales; Rosaceae. Gene Ontology annotation, cellular component: THO complex part of transcription export complex.
GGCAUCUCCGUCGAUUCUCCCUCCUUCGUUUUCUAGAUCACCCUGAAAACCCUAAAUUUUCACAUGACAAACCCUGAAAUUACGACAUUGCCACUCCCCAACUCCUCUCUCUGAUUCCCCUCCGCCGCCCUCCUCCACUCUCCGACCAUGUCUCUCCCGCCCGUAGAGCGCGCGCACAUCAAAGAGGACCACCUCCGUGAAUGGAAGGCCGGAAACCCUAGCUUCAAGCUCCCGGAUCCCGUCCCGAUGCUCCGCUUCCUCUACGAGCUCUGCUCCACCAUGGUUCGCGGUGAACUGCCGGUUCAGAAGUGCAGAGCGGCUUUGGACUCGGCGGAGUUCUCCGAGAAGGUUUCGGAGCUAGAGGUGGCUUCAAGCUUGGCUGAUAUUGUUACUCAAAUGUCUCAGGAUCUUACCAUGCCUGGAGAGCAUCGAGCCCGUCUCACAAAACUGGUCAAAUGGUUGGUGGAAUCUUCUUUGGUUCCAUUACGGCUUUUUCAGGAGCGCUGUGAGGAAGAAUUUUUGUGGGAGGCUGAAAUGAUCAAGAUAAAGGCUCAAGAACUGAAGAGUAAAGAGGUUAGAGUGAAUACCCGUCUUCUAUAUCAGCAAACAAAGUUUAAUCUCCUUCGAGAAGAGAGCGAGGGAUAUGCCAAGCUGGUUACACUUCUUUGCCAAAAUUCAGAAAGUUCAUCGCACAAUGCUGGAGCUACAAUAGGCAUUAUAAAGUCAUUAAUCGGACAUUUUGAUUUGGACCCAAAUCAUGUUUUUGAUAUCGUUUUGGAGUGUUUUGAACUUCUGCCAGACAACAAUGUCUUUUUGGAGUUGAUACCAAUAUUUCCAAAGUCUCAUGCUUCACAAAUCCUUGGUUUCAAAUUUCAACAUUACCAGCGUAUGGAAGUAAAUGACCUUGUACCAUUUGGACUCUAUAAGCUUACAGCUUUGCUGGUGAAGGAGAAUUUUAUUGAUCUUGAUAGCAUAUGUGCUCAUUUACUCCCGAAGGACGAUGAGGCGUUUGAGCAUUAUAGUGCUUUCUCAUCCAAGCAGCUUGAUGAGGCUAAUAAAAUUGGUAAAAUAAAUCUCGCUGCUACUGGGAAGGAUUUGAUGGAAGAUGAGAAACAAGGAGAUGUGACUAUAGAUCUCUUUGCAUCAUUAGACAUGGAUUCAGAGGCAGUAGGAGAACGAUCUACAGAGUUUGAAAAUAAUCAGACUUUGGGCUUGCUUACUGGUUUUCUUUCUGUAGAUGACUGGUAUCAUGCACACAUACUAUUUGAACGUCUUUCACCUCUAAAUCCUGUUGAACAUAUCCAAAUAUGUAAUAGCUUGUUCAGGCUCAUUGAAAAAUCCAUCUCUUGUGCAUACAACAUGGUUCACCAAGCACGUCUCAAUAACUUGGGGACCUCCUCAGGAACCAGUGUUGGUGUCAUGACUACAGAAAACGCAUCAGCUAGUGGUUCUGUUAUAGAACUACAAAAAGAACUUUUUCAGAUGCUUGCUAUUGUUGGGCCUUACCUUUAUCGUGAUACUUUGCUGCUACAGAAGGUUUGCAGAGUAUUAAGAGGUUAUUACUUGUCUGCACCCGAGCUUGGAAGGAUGGGUGGCGUAGCUGUUUCUGCAAGUAAUCCUGGUUUGCCCCUUAAGGAAGCUAGGUCACCCCGUCAAUUAGCAAUGUUAAGGGUAGAGGAAGCCUUCCGCACAUGUCUACUUCCAUCUUUACAGUUAAUACCUGCAAAUCCAGCUGUUGGAAUGGAAAUUUGGGAAGUGAUGAGUCUACUUCCAUAUGAGGUGAGGUAUCGUUUAUAUGGUGAAUGGGAAAAAGAAGAUGAACGAAUUCCUAUGGUUUUAGCUGCAAGGCAAACAGCCAAGUUGGACACUAGAAGGAUUUUGAAGCGGCUUGCAAAAGAAAAUUUAAAGCAGCAGGGUCGGAUGGUUGCAAAAUUAGCUCAUGCAAAUCCAAUGACUGUACUCCGAACAAUUGUUCAUCAGAUUGAGGCAUACAAAGAUAUGAUAACUCCUGUUGUGGAUGCAUUUAAGUAUUUGACUCAGCUUGAAUAUGAUGUGCUGGAAUAUGUUGUGAUUGAGCGUCUGGCGCAAGGAGGGCGCGAUAAGCUAAAAGAUGAUGGGCUUAACUUGUCAGACUGGCUCCAAUCUUUGGCUUCAUUUUGGGGUCACUUGUGUAAAAAAUACCCAUCUAUGGAAUUGAGAGGCCUUCACCAGUACCUUGUCAAUCAGUUGAAAAAGGGCCAAGGAAUUGAGCUCGUUGUUCUUCAGGAGCUUAUUCAGCAAAUGGCAAAUGUCCAUCACACCGAGGACCUUACUGAAGAUCAGCUAGAUGCGAUGGCUGGGGGUGAGACUCUCCGUCAUCAUACCACUGGGUUUGGUGCUACCCGACAUAACAAGCAAUUAAUCAAGUCCAUGAACAGGCUAAGGGACUCGCUGCUUCCAAAAGAUGAAACUAAGCUGGCAAUCCCCCUUUUAUUACUUCUUGCUCAGCAUCGUUCUUUGGUCAUAAUAGAUGCAGAUGCACCUUAUAUUAAGAUGGUUAGCGAGCAGUUUGAUAGAUGUCAUGGAGCACUCCUUCAGUAUGUGGAAUUUCUUAGCAGUGCCAUGCCAUCAGCAUCAGCUUAUGCUCAGCUGAUCCCUUCACUUGAUGAUCUAGUCCACAAAUACCACCUUGAUCCUGAGGUUGCUUUCUUGAUUUAUCGCCCAGUAAUGAGGCUGUUCAAGAGUUCCACGAGUUAUGAUGUUUUCUGGCCUCUAGACAAUGAUGAUGCUCAAAGUGUUACAUCUGCAAAUUCAGAGUCCGAAGCUGUACAGAACUCUGGCAACGUGGUUCUGGAUCUCGGGUCUACAUCGAACCCUAUAACGUGGUUGGAUCUUCUUGACACUGCUAAAAGCAUGUUGCCUGCAAGAGCCUGGAAUAGUUUGUCCCCUGAUCUUUAUGCUACAUUUUGGGGGCUCACACUUUAUGAUCUUUAUGUCCCAAGAAAUUGCUAUGAAUCUGAAGUUGUGAGACAGCAAGCCUCUAUAAAAGUUCUGGAAGAGCAGACUGAUAAUUCGAUUUCUGCAAUAAAUAAAAGGAAGAAGGAGAAGGAAAGAAUUCAAGAAACCAUAGAUAGGCUGACUAGUGAACUUCGUAAGCAUGAGGAACAUGUUGCAUCUGUUCGUAAACGGUUAUCGCGUGAGAAGGACAAAUGGUUGAGUUCAUGUCUUGAUACUUUAAAGAUCAACAUGGAAUUCCUUCAGCGUUGUAUAUUUCCUCGUUGUACUUUCAGCAUGCCAGAUGCUGUCUAUUGUGCCAUGUUUGUGCACACUCUUCAUUCCCUGGGAACACCAUUUUUUAACACAGUCAACCACAUGGAUGUCCUUAUCUGUAGAACCUUACAGCCUAUGAUAUGCUGUUGCACUGAAUCUGAAGUUGGUAGACUGGGGAAGUUUCUUUGUGAGACCUUGAAGGUUGCUUACUAUUGGAAGAGUGAUGAAUCUAUUUAUGAGCGCGAUUGUGGAAACAUGCCAGGCUUUGCUGUCUAUUAUAGAUUUCCAGAUAGCCAGCGGGUUCGAUAUGGCCAGUUUGUCAAGGUGCACUGGAAAUGGAGUCAAAGGAUCACUAGAUUGUUGGGUCAGUGUCUGGAAUCUACGGAGUACAUGGAAAUUCGAAAUGCUCUCAUAAUCUUAUCAAGAAUUUCUAGUGUUUUCCCGGUUACUAAAAAGAGUGGGAUUAACCUCGAAAGACGGGUGUCCAAGAUCAAAGGUGAUGGGAGAGAGGACCUUAAGGUGUUGGCAACAAGUGUUGGUGCUUCUUUGGCUGCUAGAAAGCCUUCAUUGGUUUCGGAUGAAGAAUUUUGCAUGGGCUACGUUGAACUGAAGUCUACAACAUCUUCGAAGCCUUCAUCCAGUAAUCUAGGAGCAAUACAGAGUGCUCCUGCCACUAACAAUUCUCCAACUGAACCUGUUGGUGGAAGAGCAGGAACCCUUGUCUCCCAACACUCGGAAUCAAUCAUUUCAACCAGAGACCACGUGUCAAAAGCUAAACCUGCAGAUGGGAGGUUGGAAAGGGUAGAAAGUAUCUCAAAUGCAAAAUCUGAUCAAGGGCAUUUAAAACAUAAAGGUGUCUCAUUGGUGAAUGGUUCAGAUGCUCAUGCAUCUGUACCAUCAGGUAUUUUACAAUCUGGAACGUCAAGGCCUAUUGAAAAUCAAGUGCAAGUGAACGAAAUCUCAAACCGGACACUGGAUGAAAAUAUGGGAAAACCUGCCGCAAAGAACACUUCAGAAUCUGAGUCGAGGGGCCAAGCGAAACGGUCUGUUCCUGCUGGGGCUAAGCCAUUGAAACAAGACCUUGCAAAGGACGAAAGUAGAUCUGGAAAAGCAGCUGGGUCUACGGUUAUAACAGUAAAUGGUGGCACGGUAUCAUCUUCGGGCAAAGGCCCAGCUACGGUAGGUAUUGAAUCAAAAGUGGAGGGUGGAUCUGCAAAGAUAUCCAGUACAAGGAUUAAGGAGGAAGGUGCUGAGGUUUCUGACACGGCAAGGCCCCCUUCCUCUCGAUUCAUUCACUCUCCUAGACAUGAUAGUUCUGCUAGCCUCUCUAAGUCUGGUGAUAAACUUCAGAAAAGAAACAGCCCCGCAGAAGAAACGGAUAGACAAAGUAAACGCCGAAAAGGGGAGGCUGAAACGAGAGAUUUUGAGGGUGAAGCUCGACUGUCUGAUCGAGAGAGGUCCACUGAUGCUAGACUGUUGGAUGUUGACAAAUCAGGAACUGAUGAUAGAGGUGGUCAUAAGACCACUGAAAAGGCCUCAGAUCGGUCUAAAGAUAAAGGAAGUGAAAGACAUGAUAAAGAUCACAGGGAAAGAUCGGAUCGUCCUGAUAAGUCACGUGGAGAUGAUUUUGUCGAGAGAUCCAGAGAUAGGUCAAUGGAGAGACAUGGAAGGGAUCAUUCAGCUGAAAAAUUGCAAGAGAGGGGUUCAGAUAGGAGUCUUGAUAGAUUGCCUGACAAAUCUAAGGAUGAGAAAGGUAAAGGGCGUCACAGUGAUAUAUCCGCUGAAAAAUCUCAUGUUGAUGAUCGAUAUCAUGGGCAGAGCUUACCUCCACCACCACCCUUACCUCCUCACAUUGUUCCUCAAUCUGUGAGUUCUGGAAGAAGAGACGAAGAUUCAGAUAGAAGGACUGCCGCUACAAGGCAUACUCAAAGGCUUUCUCCGAGACAUGAUGAGAAGGAACGUAGAAGAUCUGAAGAAAAUUCCUCCAUUUCUCAAGACGAUUCGAAACGUAGAAGAGAAGAUGAUUUUCGAGAGAGAAAGCGUGAUGAUCGUGAGGGUAUCUCAAAGGUGGAGGAGAGGGAUAGGGACAGGGAAAGGGGGCGGGAGAGAGAGAAAGAAAGGGAGAAAACCAACCUUUUGAAGGAAGAUCCAGAGACAAUAGCAGCUUCAAAGAGGCGGAAACUUAAACGAGAACAUCUGCCUUCUGGGGAAGCUGGUGAGUACUCACCAGUUCAUCCUCCCCCUCCCCUCUCUAUUAACUUGUCCCAGCCAUAUGAUGGAAGAGAUAGAGAACGGAAAGGACCCAUUGUCACUCGCGCAGGUUACAUGGAAGAACCAAGUCUAAGGAUUCACAGUAAAGAAGUAUCCAACAAGAUGACUCGCCGUGAUACAGACCCAAUGUACGACUGGGACGAAGAUAAAAGGCCAAGAGGUGAACAGAAACGAAGGCAUAGGAAGAACUAAAGAUUUCUAGAAUGCUGCCAAGAUGUAAACUAUGCAUCCAUAAUAUUUAUCUAGUGUUCCCGGUUUUGUAACUGAUGUUAUACAAGAAAUAAGAAUGUAUUCAUGCUAAAUAGCGUUGAUUUGUGCAAUCCCAUAAUUGGGUAGUGGUAGAUGCUCAUUCUUAUUUUCAGUGUACAACUGUAAAUUUCCAAUUGUAAAGUCAAGUAAAAAUUUUGCUGGUGCUGAGCCUGUCGUAUCA